Leishmania major strain Friedlin is the source of this 2352-nucleotide messenger RNA. RefSeq lists its product as hypothetical. The coding region runs from base 1 to 2352 and encodes 783 amino acids. Gene Ontology annotation, biological process: microtubule nucleation; spindle assembly; meiotic cell cycle. Gene Ontology annotation, cellular component: spindle pole; gamma-tubulin complex; centrosome. The transcript has a single exon. Gene Ontology annotation, molecular function: microtubule minus-end binding; gamma-tubulin binding. The record is from RefSeq and is a predicted model, not a curated record. NCBI's taxonomy places the organism in Eukaryota, Euglenozoa, Kinetoplastea, Trypanosomatida, Trypanosomatidae.
AUGGAGGAGGUGAAGUGCAGUUUGCUGAGCUUCAACUCAGCACUUCUGAGGCAGUCGCUGGAUGCACCUUCGUCAGCGGCCGAUGCGAGGGCAGCGAAGGAUUUGAACGCUGACAGCGAAGCUGGUGCAUCUUCUGCGGAAGCCUUGCGCAGGUACUGUGAGGCGUUGCCCUUUCAUCCCACAGAGCAGCAGCUUCUGCAGCGUGCCCUGCCUCUGGGUCGCAGCUAUCACACGCUUCUGCGCGCCACACAGGAGGCCGCUGUCGGGCGCGUCGAGGGGCUGUAUCCGGCUGCUAUUGCGAAUGGUGUGAAGAAGAUUCUUUUCAACUACGUCGAGGCGGUGAAGGCGGCCGAGACGCCGUCGGCGCUUGCGGCGCUCCCGGCUACAUACGCCCUGACGUUCACCCUCCUGGAGGCCAUCGUCGAGCAGCAGCAGCGGACGGAGGUGUGUCUGCCGUUGCUCGACAGUUUUCUUCACAAUCAGGAGGUCCCAGCAGCGUUUCGGCGUCUUCUAGGGGAAAGCGUGUGGCUCGCGCUGCUCUACACAACAGCGCACUACAUUGCCCACGGUGUCGUGCUGCACGCACGCCCAGACUACUUCAUUGCUGUGCGCGCCAAAUCAACGGAGACCGCAGCGGCGACGGCGGCGGUGGGGAGUGCCUCGGCCGGUUUCGGCGGUGGCGCUGGGGAGGAGCACAUCCUCUACACAGACCGUCUUCCGCUCGGCGUGUCCUCUGAACUGGGCCUCCUGAUACUGGCGGCUGGUAAAGAGCGGCGGGUGCUGCUGCGCGACACGGAUGUGCAGGGUGGCAGCGACUACCUGGAGCAGCUGGCUCUGGGUACCCAGGACGAAGCCGCCAAUGCUGUUUUUCACUCCAUCUUCAACGCGCAGCUGUGUCAUGGUGGCGUUCUGGUGGCAGAAGAGCUAGCGGCGCGUGUGGAGGCGGCGAAGACGUUGUGGUCCAAGGCAUUGUGGAUGAAGGUCGGCGAUCUGCCCUCGCUGAAGGUGAGCCUUGCCGCCCUGCGCAGCAUGUUUCUCUGUCACCGCGGCGACGUUUGGUACGCCUUUGUGGAGCGCGUGCUGCCUGUUCUUGCUGACGUGCAGCCGGCCCGACACGACAGUGGCGCGCGUGUGGCCGCGUCGCCAAUGACGAUGCCACUGCUGCCGUCGCCGUCGCCCGCUGCCGCCCUCGAAGCGGCCGAGGGCGCCAAUGCCGAGGGAGAGAAGCAGGUGAAUGCAGCAGAUGCUCUGGCUCGCACGUCUCAUGUCACGGCUGCCCGGAGCGCCUACCUGCAGCGCAUUGCGUCUGACGCCUUCUUAUUCGCUCUCUCCGUCAGCAAUCUGCGCGACACUGCAGCAUACGAGGCGUUCACGAUGCGGGUGAAGUUGUGCGGUGUGCAGCAGGCGGAUGCGGCCUUCGCCGCUGAUGGUCCGACGCGAGCGGGCCGACAUACCCGCGGUGGCGGUGGUGCGGCCGUCUCAACAGAGGACGUGGCGCGGCACCUCCUGCUCAUCGUUGAGGCUCUUUAUCUGCAGUAUAUCCCUCCUCAAGGUCUGCUGCUGAUCGUGUCGCAUAAGGCGAUGCAGUACUACCAGCGACUCUUCUUGUUUCAUCUCGCCCUCCGCUUCUCACUGGAGGCGCUUGCGGUGACGCGCUCGCUCUUCUCAGAGGCGUUGGUGACCAACACGAGACCCUCGGCAGACCUGCGCCGCGCAUUUUCGCUGUUUCAGCUUCUGCACUUCAUGGAGUCCUCGCUUGGCUACUAUAUGCAAGUGGAUGUCAUUAGCGUGUUUACCGCGAAGCUCGAGGAGCAGCUCGCGUCCGCCGCAUGCACGAGCGUGGAUCAGGCAAAACGCUUCCACGACCAGUUCAUAUGGCAUGUGUCGGAGGCCACGUUCCUCACGGAGGGUUCCGAGCCGCUUCUUCGCGCGUGCCAGUCCCUCAACACCUGUGCGACAACCCUCUACACCCUAUGCAUGCGCUAUCGCAUUCCCUACUGGGCGGUCGAUGGCGUCAAUGAGACCCCGGUGGAGGUGCGUGCGACGCUGAGUGCUCUCGAGGUGCGUAUACAGCAGGAGGUUGUGGCGGUGUUCACGGGUUACCUCGGCCUCGGUGGGCGUCCUUGGGAGCGCGCGCUGUGGUCGCGCCUCGACUUCAACGGCUACUUCUCCCAGCACCUCGGCCGGCCAGCGGUUCCUGUGCCACUUCGGAGUGUCAGCGCGUCAGCAAACACGCUCCGGCAGCCGCGCCGCACACGCGCGCAUAGUACCGGCGGGCCUUCGCGCUCAAGCAGUGUGGCCGCAAAGCCACACCGUCAUCACAUAACAUCGAGGCGGACAUCAGCUCAGUGA